AUGGCUCGAGCGGCAGCAGAUACAACUUCCAAGGCGGCCGGUCAUGUCACUGCCCCCGCUCCGCCGCCUGCUGCUCUCUGCUCUGUCCCCUCCUCGCCAUCGCCUCCAUCAAUGCCGCCCUCUCAGGCUCUCACCGCCCACCGCCCAGCCGCUAUAUCCCACGCCCCAGCCCUCCUCCUCCUCCUCCACCAGUCCGCCUCCCCGCUCAUCGAGCCCUCUCUGCCGACCCGGUGCGCUGCCAUGGCGUCCACGGCGGAAGCGGCCGCCAUACUUUUCUCCAUGCGCGAGCCCGGACCCGUCCCUGACGACGGCGCCGCGCCGCCUGCCUCGGUUCCCGCGCGGCCGGACAUUGAUUUGAACAGGGCGGCCACCAAUGACGAGAGCGGCGGCUGGGCUGCCGAUCACUCGGUAAGGGGCGGUGAAAGCGCCGCCCACGGGUCCGCACCGGCUGCACUUGCUGAUUCCGCCAUGCCGGCACUGCCUGAAACGGCUCUGCACAAUCAAAUUGAAAAUGACACUCCACGGGGGAGGGCUGCAAAGCGUGCUAGGAGUAGGACUGACGAGGGAAGAGGAAGGCCACCAUCCAAGCAUGGAGGCAAGCGGUUCAGGGUUACUGAUGAUUUGCUGCAGACUGGCCAGGAUCAAAUCGGCAGUACGGCUCCACGAGGGAGGGCUGGAAGGGGAAGAGGAAGGCCGCCACCCAAACCCAGUGUGCAGACUGACCUGCCUCAGCAGGACCUCCCUCAACGUAUCGCUGGAGAGGCAACCGGUGCAGGUAGAGUGCAGCAAGACCAUGGUUUGAACAAGGAACCUGAGAGCGCAGCCAUGAUAACGCCACAACCUGAGAAGGCUGUUAAUCAUACCGCUAUAUGCGCUUGUUGCGGUGCCAGUUGCACUGAUGAAAGUGAAAGCCUGGAUUUGGAGCCUAGGGGAAAUGAACCCCUAGAAGUUACCACCAAAGACCAAGCCACUGCAAUGCCGCCAGUCCCAGAGAGGGUUGAUGUAGGCCCAGGGUAUAUAACUGGCAGAAAGUUAGGUCAAGGUGGCUCUGGCAAGGUCUAUGUUGGCAGACAAAUACCUGUUACUCUUGGAGGUCCAAGCAAGGAGGUUGCACUAAAAUUUGAGCUUCGAAGAAGCAAAGCAGGUAGCUAUGACCCCCCAUUUGAGUGGCAAGUCUAUCAGGCUCUCAAUGGUUGUUAUGGUAUACCAUCAGUACACCACAUGGGUUGCCAAGGAGACUACUGCAUUCUUGUAAUGGAUAUGCUUGGUCCAAGCCUCAAGGAUGUUUGGUAUUCACAGGGACAGGAGGUGACAUUUCAAAUGGGUGCUUGUAUUGCCAUUGAAGCCAUAUCAAUUCUUGAGAAGAUCCAUUCGAAAGGCUUUGUACAUGGUGAUGUGAAACCUGAAAACUUUUUGCUUGGUCAGCCUGGAUCAGCUGAUGAAAAGAAGAUUUUCCUGGUUGAUUUUGGUUUAGCAUCCAACUGGAAAAGGAACAUAGCGUCAUCCAACAUGCAUGUUCAAUAUGACCAGAGGCCAGGCAUUUUUAGGGGAACAGUUAGAUAUGCGAGUGUCCAUGCCCAUUUAGGUCGUACAAGCAGUAGGAGGGAUGAUUUGGAAUCUCUAGCAUACACCCUUAUGUUUUUAUUACGAGGAAGCUUACCAUGGAAAGGCAUUCAGGAAGAUAACAGGAGCUUUCUUGUUUGUAAGAAGAAAAUGGAAACUUCUCCAGAGAUGCUGUGUGAAUUCUGUCCUGAUCCAUUCAAACGUUUUGUUGAGAUGGUCACUACUAUGAAAUUUGAUGAAGUACCAAAUUACCGAAAACUUGUUUCUCUGUUUGAGGAUAUGAUUGAAGGACCUGCUUCAAGACCCAUCAGGAUCGAUGGAGCUCUAGAGGUUGGAAAUAAACGUGGGAGAAUGGUAGUAAAUCUUGAAGAAGAUGAACGUCCUAUGAAAAUAGUUCGGUCGGGGAACCCAGCAACUCAGUGGAUUUCGGUUUAUAAUGCUAGUUGGCCCACAAAGCAGCGAUACCACUACGAUAUAUCUAAUUCAAGGCUGCAUCAGUGUAUAGAAGAAGGUAAUGAAGCUGGCUUGUUGAUUAGUUGCGUAGCUUCUGCAACAAAUCUGUGGACUCUCGUCAUGGAUGCUGGGACCGAUUUUUCUUCUCAAGUUUACGAGGUUUCCCAAUUUUUCGUGCACAAGGAUUGGAUUAUGGAGCAGUGGAAUAAUAAGUUUUACAUAACAUCAAUAGCUGGAGCAACCAAUGGAAGCUCAUUGGUUGUAAUGUCCAGAGGAACUCCAUAUACACAGCAGGCAUACAAAGUCAGUGAAUAUUUUCCUUAUAACUGGAUCAAUAGAAAGUGGAAAGAAGGUUUUCAUGUCACAUCUAUGGGAACUGCCGGAAAUCGUUGGGUAGUUGUCAUGUCGAGGAAUGCGGGUUACUCUGACCAGGUUGUGGAGUUGGAUUUUGUGUAUCCGAGUGAAGGAAUCCACCGGCGAUGGGCGAGUGGUUACAGAAUAACUUCAUGUGCAGGCACGCCUGACCAAGCAGCUUUUAUCUUGAGCAUACCAAAGAGGAAGCCAAUGGAUGAGGCCCAGGAAACCCUUCGAACUUCUGCCUUCCCCAGCGACCGCAUGGUGAAGGAAAAAUGGGCGAAGAAGCUAUGCAUUAAUUCAGUAUGCUAUGGGCGAACCAAGUGUUGA
This is a messenger RNA of Lolium rigidum, 2700 nucleotides long. RefSeq names its product casein kinase 1-like protein HD16. Gene Ontology annotation, molecular function: protein serine/threonine kinase activity; ATP binding. The transcript is spliced from 18 exons. The record is from RefSeq and is a predicted model, not a curated record. Gene Ontology annotation, cellular component: nucleus; cytoplasm. Bases 1 to 2700 code for a protein of 899 amino acids. Gene Ontology annotation, biological process: signal transduction; endocytosis; peptidyl-serine phosphorylation. NCBI's taxonomy places the organism in Eukaryota, Viridiplantae, Streptophyta, Magnoliopsida, Poales, Poaceae.